AUGUCCUUCGACGCCUCAGCCUCAUUAUCCAUCUCCGAUCCAAACGCCCGCGCCCUGAGCUCCUCAUGCUUCGACUUCCUACUCAUCGAACUGGUCCCCAUGGCCGAACGCCUUGCGAAAGACCUAGCUACACAAGAUAAUCCCGAAGAUGAGGAGGUUCGCGAGUCUACAUAUUUUCGUCUUGAGUCCCUGGGGUACCGGGUUGGACAGGGUCUUGCGGAGAGAUUCUCCCGAGAUCGCCCCCGAUUUACCGAUAACCUGGACGUGAUCAAGUUUCUCUGCAAAGACCUGUGGACGGUACUAUUCAGGAAACAAAUCGAUAAUUUGAAAACAAACCACCGAGGAGUCUACGUGUUGACGGAUAGCGCAUUCCGACCCUUUGCCAGGAUGAGUAUGGCAGUGCGUGCGGAAGCUAUAACGAUGGCGCAAGCAUACCUAUGGUUCCCUUGCGGUAUCAUCCGAGGCGCUCUCGCCAAUUUGGGCAUCAAUACGACUGUGCAGGCGGAGACGUCCGAGCUUCCAGGGGCAACGUUUCAAAUCAAGACGGUGCCCGCUCGGCCUUGA
Molecule: messenger RNA, 564 nt
Organism: Penicillium cataractarum
Lineage: Eukaryota; Fungi; Ascomycota; Eurotiomycetes; Eurotiales; Aspergillaceae
Product: trafficking protein particle complex subunit
Exons: 4
Coding region: 1-564 (187 amino acids)
Biological process (GO): regulation of GTPase activity; endoplasmic reticulum to Golgi vesicle-mediated transport
Cellular component (GO): TRAPP complex; trans-Golgi network; cis-Golgi network
Source: RefSeq, a predicted model, not a curated record